AUGGAUCAAGCUGCCCAGUAUCUCAUCACCAACACCUUCUGGCACCACCACUACAAUGUCAGCACAAAAGACGAAACACACCUCUUCCAUGUUGACAACUCCUCCCUCACAAUAGGAAAGCCGGACCUUACUUUCCAUCGCAGCCCUGACUCCAAUGGGCCUAUUGCGGGGGUUUGUAAGUUCCGUCACUUCUCCUCAGACUGUGAGAUUGGUCUAGGGGACCCCGAACGGCCUAGCGAAAUGGACUGGGAAUACCUACACAAGCAAGGUUUUAUUAAACGCAUAUACUGGUUCCGCAUGCAGCUAGAGGACGGCACAAAGCAAAAUUUCACCUGGAAACGAACCCACUCGCUUGGCACCGGCCGGGAAAAAUAUAAACUUGUCGAGGAGACUAGCCAGACCGUGGUGGCGGUCUUUUCUUCCGGCCGCACCUUUUCCAAAACACCCGGCUACUUGGAUAUCUACUUGCCUCUAGGGCCACGGUUCAACCUCAUCGCCCUUAUAUCGGGAAUUGCUGUUGCCGAGAGGGCGAGGCGUGCGAGAAAGACCAAGACCUCGCAAGGUGGGGGAGGUGGGGGAGGGUCAUGUUAG
Penicillium robsamsonii is the source of this 591-nucleotide messenger RNA. RefSeq lists its product as uncharacterized. The coding region runs from base 1 to 591 and encodes 196 amino acids. The transcript has a single exon. Lineage: Eukaryota; Fungi; Ascomycota; Eurotiomycetes; Eurotiales; Aspergillaceae. The record is from RefSeq and is a predicted model, not a curated record.